GAAAGAAAACUCCUCCUACAAGCUUUAACAUGUGCUCUGCUGGACACUGAUAGAAGUCACAAGACUGCUCUAACUGCAGAUGAGAAAAGGUAUUUAGCAAUUUAUAUUUACUAAAAUAAUUGCAUUUCCAUGUUCUGUGUACUGUGGGAGACCAGAUAUAGUGGAUGCAGGGUCCUGGAUUUAGUAACAAUUUAGGUAUCCAUUGAUAGUCAGGCAGCAUUGACAGAUUCAAGUUGUCCUGAUACUGGUUUUCCAUUGUUACAAUGUCCUGG
Molecule: messenger RNA, 272 nt
Organism: Staurois parvus
Lineage: Eukaryota; Metazoa; Chordata; Amphibia; Anura; Ranidae
Source: the annotation of a GenBank genome assembly